AUGGCUUGGCAAGAUAUCGUCGCUGAGAAACGACGUGUCCAGGUGAAGGCAAUCAUACAGUUCACAGCCUCGCGCUGGCACACUGAGUCCGAGAAGCUAGAUUGCAGUGUUAAUCUGUUAAAGUCUGUCGAUGAUGGAGAAAUUGUUCGCAAAAUUGCAUGCGAGGAGAUUUCCAGUGAAGCCCUCACCGCAAGUCGAGUUAGAAAUUUAACGGAGGUCUGCUUCAAAGACGCUUUAGAGGCUGCCAAAAACCUCGACAAGUAUCUGGCCGAACAUCAUGAACCCAUAGGGCCACUACACGGUGUGGUGACGACCUUGAAGGAUCAAUUUAAUGUCAAAGGCUAUGACACAACACUAGGAUACGUCGGACGAUCAUUUUCUCCUGCCGAGCAAGAUGCCACCGUGGUCAAGAUGUUGAAGUCACUAGGAGCUGUCAUCGUGGCGAAGACCAACCUGCCCCAGAGCAUUAUGUGGUGUGAGACGGACAAUCCUCUCUGGGGCUUGACGAAUAACCCUUAUAACCCCGACUACACACCAGGCGGCUCUACUGGAGGCGAGGCUGUCCUGGUUGCCGGUGGUGCCAGUAUGCUCGGAAUGGGAACUGACAUAGGCGGGAGUAUCCGCAUUCCUUCGCACAUGAUGGGCAUUUACGGCUUCAAGCCAAGUGUGAGUCUUGUCGAUCCCUAUCCGACACUACCAAUUUUUGCGGGGUAUUUUGCUAAGAAGUCCGUCUUCCAGAGCGCGAGGCUACCUUACAAUGGAGUACCAGUCUCUACGGAAGGCCAGGAGCAUGUGCCAUCUUCAGUUGGACCUAUGGCCCGAAGCCUGGGCAUGAUCCAGUUGGCAAUGAAGUCACUCAUUGACUCAAAGCCUUGGCAGCUUGAUUCCAGAUGUGCACCAAUUCCGUGGCGACAAGAGUCGUACCAAGAUGUCAUUUCGCGGCCCCUUGUCAUCGGCGUGCUUCGGGACGAUGGUGUUGCCCGGCCACAUCCACCAAUCUCGCGCGUGCUCGAGGAAGCCGUGGAAGCCCUCCGCCGUGCAGGACACACAGUCAUCGAGUGGAAUGCCGACCUCCACCCGGAGUGUAUCCAGGUCCUGGACGAGUUCUACACCGCAGACGGCGGUGAAGAUAUCCGUACCGCCAUCGCAGCCGGCGGCGAACCCUUCAUUCCGCACGUGGAGAAGCUUGUCAACCGGGGCAAAGCAAUCUCAGUGUUUGAGUACUGGAAUCUCAACCGGCGAAAGUGGGCUUUGCAGCAGGCCUACCUGGAGAAGUGGAAUUCCAUACGCACGAGUGAUGGGAGGAACGUCGAUGCGCUUCUCACGCCUCCGAUGCCUCACACUGCCGUACCACACAAAGGCUGCAGAUGGGUAGGAUACACGAAGAUUUGGAAUGUUCUCGAUUAUACCGCUCUGGUCAUACCGGGUGGUUCAGCUCGCGAAGAAGACGUUGGGGCACAGUGGGAUUUCGAACCGCGAGGAGAGGUGGACGAAUGGAGUUUGGACUUGUGGAAAGACAACAGGGACGAAAUGGCCCGACUUAAGUUACCUGUUGGGCUGCAGAUCGUGGGACGCAAACUAGAGGAAGAGAAGGUUCUUGGUGUUGGGAAAAUGGUGGAAGAUCUGCUUAGAGCUCGCAAUGGAGCUUAG
Diaporthe citri is the source of this 1650-nucleotide messenger RNA. RefSeq lists its product as uncharacterized. Bases 1 to 1650 code for a protein of 549 amino acids. The transcript has 2 exons. Lineage: Eukaryota; Fungi; Ascomycota; Sordariomycetes; Diaporthales; Diaporthaceae. The record is from RefSeq and is a predicted model, not a curated record.